This is a messenger RNA of Mercenaria mercenaria, 3436 nucleotides long. RefSeq lists its product as uncharacterized. The coding region runs from base 102 to 839 and encodes 245 amino acids. The record is from RefSeq and is a predicted model, not a curated record. NCBI's taxonomy places the organism in Eukaryota, Metazoa, Mollusca, Bivalvia, Venerida, Veneridae. The transcript has 6 exons.
CAGGAAACUCCGGAAAUCCCGAACCGGCCCGAUUCUCCAUUUUACAGUAAUAGUGAUUGUAUAAAAGGUACAAAAGGAGCCAAAAGCGAGACAGAGAAAGAAUGGGUUUAGCUUUUACACUUGUCAUAUGGUUGAUCACUGAUGGGCAGAUUGUUGCAAGCUUAUCUUUUAUUCUGUCAGCAUCGCGAGUAAAACUAGGAACUACAGGAACGUUGAAAAUGGCAUGUAAUGUUACCGAAAAUGAUGUAUCUGUGAUAUACAACAUUCAAAUACGGAGGGCAACUGGCCCAGGAUCUAACCACACAUGGGAAACCCUCGCAGAAAUUGAAGCAGGUUUAACCGAAGUUCCAGUUUUAGAUAAAGACAUUGUAAAUGACAAGGGCUUUGUUCCAAGAGGUUUACUUGAUAAAGAAACUCCAAUUAACACUUAUUUAACAUUAGAUAUGAAUAUUGAAAAACUGACAUAUAGUGACGCCGGAGACUACAGAUGUGAGCUGACCUAUAAAAGUAACAUAACUGGUAGCGUUGCCUCUGUUAAAAGAAAUGCCAGCCUUUCAGUUGUAGACACAAGGGAACGCUCAGAAUAUGUCAGCAAAACUACAUUAGUGAUUGUCACUGUUAUUCUAUUAGUGACAAAUAUCGGGACGAUAGUGUAUGCAAGGUACAAGGCAAGAGCAGGAAGAAAAGUUGAUGGGAAAUCCCCUUAUCGUACAAGAAAAAAGUUAAUUCCAUUAGUAACGUGUGUCAAAGACGAUUCCAUUCAAGAGACAGCUGAUGAAUCCCAAAGAACUUAUAACGUAGCACCUCAGAAAGACAUCGACCUGAAUUUAUGUAAUUAAGUUAGUUCUUCACGUUCGUGUCAAAAACUUUCCUACAAUGUAGAAUUUGAUUAAAUUCUGAUUUUUCAAAACUUCAGAAUCUAUUUAGAAAAUUCAGCAAAUAAAAAAGAUAGGAACGUGUGCUUGAUGUUUUGCUAGACUGAUUUGAAAAAUUAGAACAUCACGCAAGAUUUCAUAAUGGAAGUCAAUUUUCAUGACAUUUUCGCGAAUAGACGUUUUUCUACAAGGUAGAUUUUAAUGAAUCUUCUCAUAGUCGUAAAUAAACAUAUGGCCUACAUUAUGUAUAAUAUGGUGUAAUAGAAUGUAUAUGUGCUUCCUUUUGAGAUCGUUGCCCACGGUUAAAAUGAUCCGCAUAUUUUCAAGCUGGCUUUAAGCCGUUAUUUUAAAGUAUUUUACGUGUUAAGUGAAGUAAUAAUUGUGAUCGUUAGUUACACUACAGUGUAUAUUAAUUUCAUUAUUCAUGGAAAUGAUUCAGUAUGCCUAUGCAUUGAUAUAGGAAUAUCCAGUUUAGUUUAUUUAGUUUAACGUUUUUAUAGCUGAUAUUGAUAAAUGUACUUCUAGUGAAAGGUAUAAUCUAAAUGUGCGUGGAGACAACAGUGAACUAAAUAUCGUUUUAGUAUUACAUUAUUUGAACAGUUCCUCAAUCUUAGGUUAAAUAUAUCGUAUCGAGAAUUUAACAAAUAAUUAUACGAACGUAGUGACUGUUACAUAUAUCAUUUCAUGUGAACUUUAAAACUUUGUGAUCGCAGUUGCUUAUCGCUGAGAAAAAUCUUUAUAUUUUUGUCAGUAGCAAUAGUUAUAUAUGACAUCGGCAUCUUAACUUUGACAUUUAAUAUAUUUUUGAUGUUAAUUAGGUUCAUCUUGUCAUCAAUACUAAUAAUCAAAUCUGUUUAUUUACAAUUUGACUCGUACUAUCGUUCACAAUACAUUAUGUGGUGAUAUUCUGUCGGUCGUGAGGCGAACGGAUGCGGUGUCUGUGUGGUUGCUUUCAAGCUGUGUACUUUGUGAUGUCAUAUGUUCACCAGUUAGUGUUGACUGGAUAGUAAUAGGUAUUGCCCGAGUACUUGGCAAUUCCUAGCUAGCCUUGCUUAUGUCGCCUUGCUUUGCUUUUCAGUAGUGUCACUUUGCCUUGCUUAUUGCUUUGUCAUACAUUGACUCGGGUUCAUUACAUUGAAACCCAAAAUGUGUGGAAUGGGUAACUCGACGUUCAAUUGACAUUGUUGCUUAUUCGCUUUUGAAUGAUACCCAUUGCAAAGUACAAUAUAGUACAAAGUGUCUUACAUUGCUUAACCAUGCGUUACAUUAUAUUACAUUAUAUAUCAUUGCCUGAGACCCGGGCUGGGUUGGGUUCACUUUUCGAACUUCAAUAGAUUGUGCAGUUGCGUUGUUACAUUUAGUGAUGUUUGGAAGCCUUGGGUUAGUACGUCUGUUUUCCUCUUGGCCGACGGAUUUUGUUGCACGUUUAACGACUUCAUACCAGGAGACCCUUGUUUAGUCAUGGGCGGCCGAUCAACUCCCAAUAAUUGAGAGUUUGAGAUUUCAACCCUCACCUUCCCCUUCAACGUCUCUUGCGAAGUUAACGUAUGAAGUUGAAGUUCGAUUAAAAUUCCUUGAGAUUUCAAAUUUUAGAAUUAACCUUACUUCAUUUAAUCUGCCUAUUCAAUUUAUCCGUAAUUAUGAUCGUUUUUCAAUUGUCCAAAAGGGCACGGCUUUUACAAGAGGUUUUAAAAAUGAAAAUUAAAUAAAAACAUUUCAAUUAAUAUGAUUAUCGCAUGUAUAUUAGUGCGAUUACGAUAAAAAGGCGAAACAAUGUGAACAAUGUAAAAACUCGUUGGUGUUGCUCCAAACAUUUAGAUUUUAUAUAAAAUGAUGUCAGUAUACAAUGUACGAUUCUAAAUCAUACAUUAGAGGAAAUAAAAAUGACAAUCAUAUUAACGUAUUUUAUUGUUGAUGCUGUUCUUGAAAGAUGAUGCAGUAAAUAUUUUUCAAACAAAAACAUGAACACCAACUAUUUCAUGUGCAUUUGUCUAAGUACUUUGAAAUUAAAUUAAAUAUAUGCGAUAGAGCAAACGCAAAAGGCAUGACCAUAAAAUAUAAAGGACAGAUUAAUCCGUCAUGCUGUUGACUAGUAUUUUAUAGUUUUUCGUACAGACUUUUUUGACUUUGAAUUGGUACUUUGUACAUCGAAUUCCUUAAAAGACGCGUUUUACUUGUAGAAAAUCAUAAACAAUGUACUUGAUGAAAGUUUAACCUUUUAAAAGAUAUGUUGAUAACAUGAGUCAAUAUACACAAGUUAUAAAUACAUGUAACAAGCGCAUUGAAACAAAAUGUAUGACACUCUCGUGAUAUCAUACGUUUUGGCAUCAUGACACUCUGCAUGACUCUGUAUAAUGCCAAACUCUCAGACAGCACAAUAUAAUCGUGUCAAGUAACCAUGUGUCUAACAAAAUAGUCAAGAAAUGUUAGGUGGAGACGGAAAUUGUCGCACAAAAUAACAUGUGGGUAUAUACAUGUAUUUGUUUGAAUAUGCAAUUUUAAAAGUAAAGCAUGUGCAGAUCCAGGAAUUUCGGUUAGAGGGACACCAAUUGUAAAUAGAG